Dichomitus squalens LYAD-421 SS1 is the source of this 680-nucleotide messenger RNA. RefSeq lists its product as uncharacterized. Lineage: Eukaryota; Fungi; Basidiomycota; Agaricomycetes; Polyporales; Polyporaceae. The record is from RefSeq and is a predicted model, not a curated record. Bases 12 to 680 code for a protein of 222 amino acids. The transcript has 8 exons. Gene Ontology annotation, molecular function: acyltransferase activity, transferring groups other than amino-acyl groups.
CACAACCGAAGAUGGGGCUCAUCGUCAGACAGGUCAUUAAGCCCUCUGAGGAUGAACUCGGUACAUACUCCAAGCUGCUAGCUGAGGCCUUCGGUUACGGGUUCUUUGGUAGCGCAUUGAACAACGAUAAGACGUUACAGGAGCCUAUGAUGUCCGCCCAUAUGAACGCCGCCCUUCUCGAGAAUGUCGGCGAAGUAGACAUAGCCGAACUUCCCGAAGUGGGCGUUGUAGGAGUGGCUGUGUGGUUUCAUCCUGGACACGAGUACCUCGACUCUGAAGCUCAGCUGAAUGCUGGACACAAUCAAGUGAUGGCAGGAUUGCCUGUUGAACUGCAGAACUGGUGGAAGGAGUUCCUCGAAACCUAUGGCAAAUUGACAGAUCGCGUCCUCGGUCAUGGCGUGAAGCUUGGCGCGUACCAUUUGCAACUCAUUGGCGUAUCUCCAGUGCAUCAACGCAAGGGUGUUGCAACGGAACUAAUAAGAUACAUAGAAGCAAAGGCUUGUAAAGAUCGUGUUCCCUGCGUUUUGGAGACUGUAGGGAAGACAAACCUAUCAAUCUACGAAGCUAUGGGUUAUCUCAUCAAGGGAACAGGCACGAUCAAGACGCCUCCGCCACACACAGGAAAAUUCGAAAUGGCGGUUUUGCUGAAGCACACAGAGGAACAGGGUUCUGUGGAGUGA